Messenger RNA from Arachis duranensis, 2094 nucleotides. RefSeq names its product heterogeneous nuclear ribonucleoprotein 1. Lineage: Eukaryota; Viridiplantae; Streptophyta; Magnoliopsida; Fabales; Fabaceae. The transcript is spliced from 4 exons. Gene Ontology annotation, molecular function: RNA binding. The record is from RefSeq and is a predicted model, not a curated record. Bases 167 to 1603 code for a protein of 478 amino acids.
AUACACACCAUUGCUGGAACCAAAGCCAUAAUUUGCAAACGCAAAAAAGAAAAACAACAAAAGGGAAAAAAAGAAGGAGGGCCUCUCGCCCUCUCUAACUUAUUCAUGCUUUCUCUUGGAUCUUAGAUUCCCAUCAAUUUUCCUCUUCUGGGUUGUCUUCAUUUGAAUGGAAAUGGACCCUGGCAGUGGCAAGCUUUUCAUUGGAGGGAUUUCAUGGGACACAAAUGAAGACCGACUCAGACAAUAUUUCCAGGGGUUUGGUGAUGUCGUGGAAGCCGUGAUCAUGAAGGAUCGGACCACCGGGCGUGCCCGUGGCUUCGGCUUUGUUGUUUUUGCUGAUGCUUCUGUUGCUGAACGAGUUGUUAUGGAGAAACAUGUCAUUGAUGGAAGAACUGUUGAAGCAAAAAAAGCUGUCCCCAGAGAUGACCAGAAUGUUUUGAACAAAAGCAACAGCAGUAAUCACAGUUCACCUGGUCCUACUCCAUCCCGUACGAAGAAGAUAUUUGUCGGAGGUCUAGCAUCCACGGUUACUGAGAGCGACUUCAAGAAGUACUUUGAUCAAUUUGGAACAAUUACAGACGUGGUUGUGAUGUAUGAUCAUAACACCCAAAGGCCCAGAGGUUUUGGAUUCAUCACCUAUGAUUCGGAGGAAGCAGUUGAGAAAGUUCUAUACAAAUCUUUCCAUGAAUUGAAUGGUAAAAUGGUUGAGGUUAAGAGGGCUGUACCAAAGGAAUUAUCUCCAAGUCCAAGCAGAGGCCAGUUAGGUGGAUAUAGUUAUGGUCUUAGUAGAGUUAGUAGCUGCCCCAAUGGUUUCAUUCAGGGAUUUAAUGCAAGUGUAGUUGGAAGGAAUGGACUUAAAUUAGAUGGAAGAUCGAAUGCUGUUGCUGCUGGCCAUAGUGAAUAUCCUCUUUUCGGCCAUAGUUAUGGAACAGGACUCAACUUUGAGCCACCAUUGACCCAAAAUGGAACUUCAAACUUUACUUCUACCUUCAUAGGGCGAACAAUGAACUCUUCGUUCGGUGGUAGUCCAAGCAGGUACAGCAAUGCCAUAGGUUAUGCUGGUGCAAAUGUAGGCAAUAAUUCGGCCAUGAGUUCUACAAGUCAGAACUUGUGGGGAAAUGGGAAUCUUAACUAUGCAUCUAACCUUACAAAUUCUGAUUCUCUUUCUGGUUAUCGGAACGAAAAUUCAAGCAUGGCUUCUUUUGGUAGUAUAGGACCACUUUGGAGUUCCUCCCUUGGAACAGAUCAAACUGGAAUUAUCGGCUCCGGAUAUGGUAAGGGCAGUCUAAGUAGCUCUGGAGAUGUGAAUUUAGGGUCGAAAACAGUAGGUUAUGGAAAAAAUAGCGAUAACAUUGUUACGUCAGGUUCUUCAUAUUCCUUACCAAAUGCCAGUUAUGAUGAGUCAUACAAUGUUGCUUAUGAUGCUGGGUCAUUUUACGGGGACAGUAUGUGGAGAACAUCCCCUUCAGAAUUAGAGGAUUCCGGCUCUCUUGGCUUUGGCAUUGACCAUGCUGUUUCAGGCUUAAUGCGCAAAAGCUCUGGCAGUCACAUUGGAGCUUAUGCUGUUGCCAACACUCAACCAAAUAGAGGAAUUGUUGCCUAGGAAGGUUACACCAAGAAGUUUAAAGAUUUCAGUGAAUUAUGUCUGGUGCAGAAGGCAAAUGAAUUUGGAAAAGCUUAAAAAUUAGUGCUUCUAAAAAAAUCCAUAGAGCUUAGUUGGUUGCAAAUGUUGAAUAGCUUGCAAAAUACAUACAGCACUUAACAAAGGGCUUGAGUGAAACAUAGGUUUUUUCUUUUUCUUUGGGAUUUUGAGAGAGACUUGUAAUCAGCAUUCAGCAGCAGGUUAUGGAGUUUGUCAAGAAUGUUCAUAUGGCAGUCACAGAGCAGCACACACAAAAAAACAAACAGGCCUACUUUACCAUUAUUGCAUAGUGUCUUUCUAUUUCUUUCUCUUUUUCAGUGUGAUGAUCUCUCACAGUUUAUAAGAGAUACAGGGUUGAUUUGUCUGUGGAUUAUUGAAUUUUAUUAUCAAGGGAUUUUCAUCUGAGUUCACUUAAUAAUAAUUGAUUCAUCUACUACCCAUUUUUUUUUAAA